Molecule: messenger RNA, 13005 nt
Organism: Gamsiella multidivaricata
Lineage: Eukaryota; Fungi; Mortierellomycota; Mortierellomycetes; Mortierellales; Mortierellaceae
Product: dynein heavy chain
Exons: 16
Coding region: 1-13005 (4334 amino acids)
Biological process (GO): microtubule-based movement
Cellular component (GO): dynein complex
Molecular function (GO): ATP binding; ATP hydrolysis activity; minus-end-directed microtubule motor activity
Source: RefSeq, a predicted model, not a curated record
AUGGAUGAGGACGUCGGUCUUCCAGUUGUCGGUGUCGAUGUUGCAGUCGACGUCGAUGUUCUGAAGAUCUACCUGGAGAAACUUCUCGUGUUACUUCUCGGGGCGGAGCAGGCGGACCUCGAUAUAUCCUUGUUCUCGUUCCCAGACUCGGCAGAACGUCUGCGCCGCUUUGCUAUUGAUCCUCAGACUCCAGCCCUGUAUGUGCUUAAGGAGAUCGAGUCUGCCAGUGACGGUUCCAAUUCGUCGCAGGCAUUCUCGUACUCGGUCAGCCACGAGCUGACAUAUCAUAGCAAUCAUGUUGGUUCGCUUGCCCUCAUCAAGCGCGGUCCUACCAUCGAUACCUCAAGACCUUUGCAAACUCAGGUCCAGUUCAUCAACCUGCCUGGCCCUGCUGCGAACGACGGUGGACUUGGUCUCUCUAGUCCAUACGAGGCUCUUCACUCCUAUAUCCAUUAUGCCGUCAGUCCCUACUUCAAUGCUUAUGUGAGCACCAAGGGCGGCGCCGAGAGCGGUGCUUCAAGCAAGCGGCCUGAUGAUAAGGAUGGCAAGAUGGGAAUCCCAAUGGCUAAGAAAAAGAUUGCCGAACUGGAACUGUCUCUCUUGCAUCUGCAGCAAAACGUCGAGAUUCCCGAGAUUUCAUUGAAUAUCCACCCCGUUGUGCAGCGAGCCAUUGACGAAUGCCGUGCUGAGGGUCGCCGUGUCACAGUGGAUGCUCUUGAUUCAUCGUGCUUUUCAGACUCGACUUUCUUGAACAAGCUGCAAGGAGAUGUCAAUGGGUGGAUUAAGGAGAUUCAGAAGGUCACCAAGCUGUCACGAGACCCCGCUUCAGGAACAGCCAUCCAAGAGAUUAACUUCUGGCUCAGCAUGGAGAGGGCGCUGGAGAAGAUUGACGAGCAACUGAAGAGCGAUCAAAUUGUCCUCACCCUCGACAUUUUGAAACAUGCGAAGCGUUUUCAUGCGACAGUUAGUUUUAUCGCGGACACUGGUUUGAAGGAGGGAACUGAGAAAGUUCACAAGUAUAACCAGCUUAUGAAAGAUUUCCCAUUGAACGAGCUGUUGGCCGCAACGGAUGCGAAUAAGGUCCGCGACUCACUCCUACAGAUUUUCGGACAUAUCAACAAGAAGCUGAAGCUUUCGCCCUAUCCUAUUCGGCGAGCUUUGCCCCUCGUUGAAGCGAUUUCGAAGGAUCUUAACGACCAGUUGCUACGAGUAUUGGGAAGCAGGCGAUUGAUGUAUAUGGACUAUGAUGAUUUCGAAAAGGCGACUGCGGGAGCUGUGGAGGUCUUCAAGACCUGGGACGAGGUCAUUAAGGAAUUUACCAAUGUUGCUCGUGAGGUGACCCGCAAACGAUCGGAGAAAUUUCUCCCGAUCAAGAUCAACCCAGCACACGCUAAGCUCCAGGAGCGCAUUCUUUUUGUUCGCAACUUCAGGAAGCAGCACGAGCAGCUCCAUCAGACCAUCUUGAAGGUCAUGACAAAGCCUAGCGGCUUUGCGACCAAGUCUUCUUUAGAGGUUGAGGAGACCGAGAGCGUUGGUCUCAGCGAUGUAAAUGCAGUCGAGGAGGGCACAGAGAUUUGGGUGACUGCAGAGGUGUCUUACAAUGAGCGAGUCUCCAGGGUCGAGAACCAGAUUAUUGCUCGACUUCGUGACAGACUUGGAAUUGCCAAGAACGCCAACGAGAUGUUCCGUGUGUUCUCAAAGUUCAAUGCCCUUUUCGUCCGCCCCAAGAUUCGUGGCGCCAUUCAAGAAUAUCAAACGCAGCUGAUUGAGAAAGUGAAGGACGACAUCAAAAAGCUGCAUGAUAAGUUCAAGAUGCAAUACCGUCAUUCGGACGCCUACCACAUGUCGCAGUUGCGUGAUCUGCCCCCGAUCUCUGGACAUAUCAUCUGGGCGCGUCAGAUUGAGCGUCAGCUCUCGACAUACAUGAAGCGCGUGGAGGAUGUCCUCGGAAAGGGCUGGGAAAUGUAUGCAGAGGGUCAAAAGCUACAGAGUGAGAGCAGCAGUUUCAGGAAGAAGCUGGAUACCAGGCCGAUCUACGAGGCAUGGUUCAACGAGAUUACCCGUCGUGAGCUCACAGUGUCUGGUCCAUUGUUCGAGAUCACCCGCAACCGUGCCCAAGGAAACGUUCUACAGCUCGGGGUGAAUUUUGAUGCCCAGAUCAUCACCCUUUUUAAGGAGGUCCGCAAUCUCCUCUGGCUAAAAUAUCAGGUUCCACACAAUGUCAGCAUCAUUGCCAAGGAUGCCAAACGAGUCUAUCCCUUCGCUGUCAGUUUGAUGGAGACUAUCCGCACUUACAGCCAAAUGGUCAACAAAGUUCAGCGCCACGGAGAGAUUGCCACACUUGUCGCAGGAUAUCGCAACGACGCGCAAAAGAUGGUUUCUAAGGGUGUAAACCUUCGAUGGGAGCACUUUGCCAACACGUACGCCAACGUCUCUGCUUACAUUGCCCCCGGCAGUGCUGUGGAUGCACGAGAGAACCGCCAUAUCAUGUUCGUGCGCGAAUUUGCAUCCGUGGUAUCGAUUUUCCAGGACAAGGUGGACUCGCUCAUCUCGAUCUAUGACGAGAUUGUGAAGUUGAUCGAUGAACUUCCCGUCUGUCUGUUCGUUCACUCGACGUUUGCCAGUAUUCUCAUGCGCAUUCAGAAGCUGAUCGAUCGCCUCAACCUGGAAUCUUACUCUAACUUGGAUCAGUGGGUUGCUCAGCUUGAUGCCAGAGUGGAGGCGCUGCUUGUUGGUCGUUUGCAACAGGCGAUCAAGGCAUGGAUGCUUGAGUAUCAGCGUGAUGACCACGAAGAAGGCGCUGCUGAUUCCAGGGAGUUGACCAUUCACAGCAAGAACAAGAAGCGUCGCACGAACCGCGAAACAGAACGCGCAAAUGUUGUGACCAAGGCGAACGAGGUGAAGCCGGCUUUAAAGGUCCUUGUCCACGAGAUUCGCAUCAAAAACCAGGUCAUGUAUCUCGAUCCUCCAGUUGAGCAGACCCGCGCUAGCUGGUACAGCCAGCUGCACGAUUGGCUCUCGGUUGUCUGCACGUUGACCAGAAUUCAGAGCUCCAGAUAUGAGAUUGGACUUGUCGUUCAAGACAGUGUCGAAGAUUUGACCUACUCUGACUUGCUGACCAAGAUCCCAGACGACUCUCUUCCUAAGGCAUACGAGAUGAUUGAGGCCAAAGUCACGCAAGUCAAGGAAUACGUCGACAUCUGGCUGCAGUAUCAAUCACUUUGGGAUUUGGAGUCCCAGUAUAUCUUUACUCUCCUUGGUGAUGAUUUGGCUAAGUGGCAGCAGCUCCUUCUGGAGAUCAAGAAGGCGCGCACAACAUUCGACAACUCUGAAACUGAGCAGUCUUUCGGUUCUGCGGUUAUUGACUACGAGCAGGUCCAGUCCAAGGUGAACGCAAAGUACGAUUCUUGGCAGCGCGAGGUGCUCAACCGCUUUGGCAACAUGCUGGGAACAUCCAUGAAGGAGUUCCACGGUGCAGUUUCCAAGGCCCGAUACGAUCUUGAGUUGCACUCUGUCGACAGUAACGCAACUGGUGAGGCAGUCACUUUCAUCACCUUUGUUCAAGAUCUCAAGCGCAAGGUCGCCAAGUGGGAGCACGAUGUGGAGCUCUUCCGACAGGGCCAAAAAACUUUGGAGCGUCAGCGCUACCAGUUUCCCGGCGACUGGCUCUACUGCGAUCAGGUUGACGGCGAAUGGAGCGCGUUCAACGAGAUUUUGAGCCGCAAGAACAACGCCAUUCAGGAUCAGAUUGCUGGACUGCAGAUGAAGAUUGUGACCGAGGACAAGUUGGUGGAGCAGAAAAUCUCGGAGAUCUUGCAGGAUUGGGAGAAGAACAAGCCAGUGCAAGGAAACAUCAAGCCCGAUAUUGCCACUAACACCCUCAACAUUUUUGAAGGGCGUGUCACUCGAGUCAAGGAGGAGUUUGACAUGGUUUGCCGCGCCAAGGAGGCCCUCGACCUUGACCUCUCCAUGGACGAUCGCCUGGAACCAGUCCUGGAAGAACUUCGCGACCUCAAGUCUGUCUGGAGCUCUCUGGCCAAGAUCUGGCAAUCCAUCUUUGAGAUCAAGGACACCCUCUGGUCGACUGUAGUUCCUCGCAAGAUCAGAACUCAGCUGGAUACCUUGAUGAACUCAACCAAGGAUAUGCCCAAUCGCAUGCGUCAAUAUGCAGCCUUCGAAUACGUCCAAGAAUCCCUUCGAUUGUAUCUCAAGGUCAACCCGUUGUUGACUGACCUCAAGUCCGAGGCUCUCCGCGAGCGUCACUGGCGUCAGCUAUUCAAGGCUCUUCGUGUUGAAGGGCGCCUGACUCUGUCUGAAAUGACUGUUGGCAACAUUUGGGACCUCGACCUCAGACGCAACGAAAGUCUUGUCCGCGACAUCAUUGUCGUCGCUCAAGGAGAGAUGGCUCUUGAGGAGUUCUUGAAGCAGGUUCGCGAGACAUGGACCAACUAUGUACUCGAUUUGGUUAACUACCAGAACAAGUGCCGACUUAUCCGUGGUUGGGACGAUCUAUUUGCCAAGUGCAGCGAGAACCUCAACUUUUUGUCAGCAAUGAAGCUAUCUCCAUACUACAAGGUCUUUGAGGAGGAAGCGGCAGGAUGGGAAGAGAAAUUGAACCGCAUCCACGUUCUUUUCGAUGUUUGGAUCGAUGUGCAGCGUCAAUGGGUUUACCUGGAGGGUAUCUUUACUGGAAGCCACGACAUCAAGCACCUGCUUCCUGUUGAGUCGUCGCGUUUCCAGAACAUCAAUUCUGAGUUCUUGACUGUCAUGAAGAAGGUCUACAAGUCCCCCUUUGUCUUGGACGUCCUCAACAUUGCCAACAUCCAAAAGUCACUCGAGCGUUUGGCCGAUCUCCUGGGCAAGAUUCAGAAGGCACUGGGAGAGUACCUGGAAAGGGAACGUUCUUCUUUUCCUCGCUUUUACUUUGUGGGAGACGAAGAUUUGCUCGAGAUUAUCGGAAACAGCAAGGACGUCGUCCGUAUUCAGAAGCACUUCAAGAAGAUGUUCGCUGGUAUUAGCAGCAUUAUCCUCAGCGAAGACGUGACCACCGUUCUUGGUAUGUCUUCCAAGGAGGGCGAGAAUGUUAUGUUCAAAACCCCUGUGUCGAUCAAGGACAACCCAAGGAUCAACGACUGGCUGACACUUGUCGAAAAGGAGAUGCGUAUGUCCUUGGCGCAGAUCAUGGCCGAGUCCGUGCAAGAGAUGAACGUUUUUUACUUUGCCGAGACCCUCGACCCAACUAUGUUCCUGAGCUGGAUGGAUAAGGUUCCUGAUCAGCUGGUCGUUCUUACGUCGCAGACCACUUGGACUACCUCCGUCGAGCGCGCCCUUGCUGCCAUGGGAGAGUCUGGCGCGUGGAAUGAGCAGUUGAUGCAACAGGCCCUCGAUUAUGUCCAGCGAGCCCUCGGCGUUUUGGCGGAUACAGUUCUUCAAGAUCUUGCCCCCAUUCUGCGCAAGAAGUGCGAGCAUUUGAUUACCGACCUUGUUCACCAGCGCGACGUGAUCCGUGUCCUCCUCCGCAACAAGAUUUCUUCCUCAAAAGACUUUACUUGGUUGUCUCAGAUGCGAUUCUACUUCAACUCCAGCCAUGAGGAUCCGCUACAGUGCUUGACCAUCAACAUGGCCAACGCCUCCUUCUUGUACGGCUACGAAUAUUUUGGUGUCACCGAGCGCCUAGUCCAGACGCCACUGACAGAUCGCUGCUACCUCACUCUCACGCAGGCAUUGGAAUCGCGUCUUGGUGGUUCGCCCUUUGGACCCGCCGGUACAGGAAAGACGGAGUCCGUCAAGGCGCUGGGUAUUCAACUCGGUCGCUUUGUACUUGUCUUCUGCUGUGACGAGAACUUUGACUUCCAGGCUAUGGGUCGUAUUUUCAUCGGUCUUUCGCAGGUCGGCGCCUGGGGAUGCUUUGACGAGUUCAACCGUUUGGAGGAGAGAAUUUUGUCCGCCGUCUCACAGCAAGUUCAGACGAUUCAGCUCGGUCUCAAGGAAGCUAAGACCAACCCGAACCACGAGAUUGAGUUGGUGGGCAAGAAUGUGAGGGUCAACACCAACACCGGUAUCUUCAUUACCAUGAAUCCUGGAUAUGCUGGACGAUCCAACUUGCCCGACAAUCUCAAGAAGCUGUUCCGCAGCAUUGCCAUGACCAAGCCCGAUAGAGAACUCAUCGCUCAGGUCAUGUUGUCGUCGCAGGGUUUCCGCACGGCCGAAAUGUUGGCGUCCAAAGUCAUUCCCCUAUUCAACCUGUGCGACGAGAAACUGUCCCCUCAAUCGCAUUACGACUUUGGUCUUCGUGCACUUAAGAGUGUACUUGUCAGUGCCGGUAACAUGAAGCGUGAUCGCCUUCAGGAACUUCGGUCAUCCAACCCUGAGAAUCUCACCGCCGAGUUUGAGCGCAUUUCGGAGGGCGUCCCUGAACAGGAGAUUUUGAUUCAGAGUAUCAGGGAGACCGUUGUACCCAAGUUGGUUGCGGAUGAUAUUUCGAUUUUGAUGGGUCUUCUUAAGGCUGUGUUCCCUGGAGUCGAAUAUAACCCUGUCAGUCUGCAGCCCUUGCGUAAGGCCAUCAAGGAUAUCUGCGAUAAGCGUCGUUUGGUUGUCGGAGACCUUUGGAUGGAAAAGAUCUUGCAGUUGUAUCAGAUUCAGCGCAUUCACCACGGAUUGAUGAUGGUCGGACCUUCAGGAAGCGGCAAAUCCAACGCCUGGCAGGUCCUGCUCGCAGCCUUGGAGGUUGUUGAAGGCGUUGAGGGGCAGUCGUAUGUAAUUGAUCCCAAGGCCAUGUCCAAGGAGGCCUUGUACGGUGUUCUGGACCCCACGACCCGAGAGUGGACCGAUGGUCUGUUCACUAAUAUUCUCCGCAAGAUUGUCGACAAUGUCCGUGGCGAGAGCACCAAGCGUCAUUGGAUUAUCUUUGACGGAGACGUUGAUCCUGAAUGGGUUGAGAACUUGAACAGUGUCCUGGACGACAAUAGGCUAUUAACUCUUCCCAACGGAGAGCGAUUGAGUUUGCCGCCAAAUGUCCGCAUCAUGUUUGAAGUCGAGACUCUGAAGUAUGCCACACUCGCCACUGUCAGUCGCUGCGGAAUGGUCUGGUACAGUAGCGAUGUCAUUGAUCGCUCGAUGGUCUUCUCCAACUACUUUGCUACUCUUCGUAAUGUGCCCCUGGAUGAAGUCGACGAGGAGGUCACUGUUCGCCGUGUCGAGACCGAGGAGAACCGCGCUGCAUCACCCAUCCUUCUUACCCAGCAGGCUUGCGCCAGCAUUCUCGAGCCCCACUUUGCUGAGGAUGGGCUUAUUCCGAGAGCCCUGGAUUAUGCAGCUACCCUCGAGCAUAUCAUGGACUUCACAACGAUGCGCGUCCUGGGCACUCUUUUCUCGCUCCUCAACAAGAGUGUCCGCAACGUUAUCCAGUACAACAGCCAGCACUCUGAUUUCCCCAUGGGUGCGGAACAGCUCGACAGCUACAUGUCCAAGCGCCUUGUAUUCUCGGCCAUCUGGAGUUUCUCAGGAGAUGCCAAACUGGAGCUCCGUACCCGUCUCGGAGACUUCGUUCGCGACGUGACCACCAUUGAACUGCCCCAGAUUGCCAAUAUGUCCAUUAUUGAUUUCGAUGUCAACAUCAACUCUGGUGAUUGGGUUCCAUGGCAGGCCAGGGUCCCUGUUAUUGAGAUCGAGACCCACACCGUGGCGGAGGCUGAUGUUGUUAUUCCAACAGUUGACACUGUUCGUCACGAGGAGGUCCUUUACUCGUGGCUCUCUGAGCACAAGCCGUUGAUCCUCUGCGGUCCUCCUGGUUCCGGAAAGACCAUGACACUAUUCAGCGCUCUACGAAAGCUGCCAGAGAUGGAAGUCGUCGGUCUUAACUUCUCCAGUGCUACUACUCCCGAACUGAUUCUCAAGACGCUCGAACAGUACUGCGAGUACCGUAAGACGCCCAAUGGAGUCUUGUUGUCGCCUGUAUUGCUAGGUCGCUGGCUUGUGGUCUUCUGUGAUGAAAUCAAUCUGCCGUCCAUGGACAAGUACGGUACUCAGCGUGUGAUCUCAUUUAUGCGUCAAUUAGUCGAGUGCGGUGGUUUUUGGAGGACAACGGAUAAGUCUUGGGUCAAGCUGGAGCGCAUCCAGUUUGUUGGCGCCUGUAACCCUCCUACCGACCCUGGUCGUAUCCCUCUUACUCAUCGUUUCCUGCGCCAUGUCCCACUGGUCAUGGUCGACUAUCCCGGAGAGAUCUCGCUCAAGCAGAUUUACAGCACCUUCUGCCGUGCUAUGCUUAAAGUUGUCCCAUCCCUUCGUGCCUAUUCCGAGCCUCUCACUGCCGCCAUGGUUGAACUGUAUCUCUGCUCCCAGGCUCAUUUCGUUCCUGAGAUGCAAGCUCAUUACAUUUACAGUCCUCGUGAGCUGACGCGCUGGAUGCGUGGUAUUUUUGAGGCGAUCAAACCUAUGGAGACACUCAGUGUCGAGGGCUUGGUGCGCAUCUGGGCCCAUGAAGCUCUUCGUUUAUUCCAGGAUCGUCUCGUGACAGAGGAGGAACGCAAAUGGACCGACGACGAGAUCGACCGUAUUGCCAUGAAGCACUUCCCCGGUCUCGAUCAGGAAGCAGCGCUGGGUCGUCCCAUCUUAUAUUCGAACUGGCUCUCGAAGUACUAUGUUCCAGUCGACCGCGAAGAACUCCGUGACUAUGCCAAGGCUCGUCUCAAGGUCUUUUAUGAGGAGGAGCUGGAUGUUCCACUCGCGCUCUUCAAUGAUGUUUUGGACCACGUCUUGCGUAUCGACCGUGUCUUCCGUCAGAUGCAGGGCCACAUGCUGCUGAUCGGUGUCAGUGGAAGCGGAAAGACCACCUUGUCGCGCUUUGUUGCCUGGAUGAAUGGUCUGAGUGUUUUCCAGAUCAAGGUUCACAACAAGUACACAGCCGCUGACUUCGACGAGGAUCUCCGAGUUGUGCUUCGUCGCGCUGGUUGCAAGGGUGAAAAGGUGUGCUUCAUCCUGGACGAGUCCAACGUUCUUGAUUCUGGAUUCUUGGAGAGGAUGAACACUUUGUUGGCCAACGCCGAGGUCCCUGGACUGUUUGAAGGGGACGAGUACGCUUCGUUGAUGACGGCGUGUAAAGAGGGAGCUCAGAGAGAUGGUCUGAUGUUGGACUCGAGCGAAGAGCUGUACAAAUGGUUCACUCAACAAGUCAUGAAGAACCUGCAUGUCGUGUUCACCAUGAAUCCGCCCGAGGAAGGAUUGGCUUCCCGUGCUGCAACCUCGCCUGCCUUGUUCAACCGUUGUGUACUCGACUGGUUUGGUGACUGGUCCGACCAGGCAUUCUUCCAAGUUGGCCAGGAAUUCACCACCAGCUUGGAUCUGGAUCGACCCCAUUAUUCGCCUCCUCAAAACUUCCCAGUAGUGUACCGCAAUCUUCCUGAGAUGCCGACUCAUCGCCAUGCUAUCACCAAUGCGUUUGUCUAUGUGCAUCAGUCGCUCUAUGAGGUGAACGCUAAGUUGAGUAAGAGAAACGGAAGGCGCGGCUAUGUUACCCCUCGUCACUACCUCGACUUUAUUCGUCACUAUGUCCGUCUCUAUAACGAGAAGCGUGAGGAUCUCGAGGAACAGCAGCGACACUUGAACGUUGGUCUUGACAAACUGAAGGACACUGUCGUGAAGGUUGAGGAACUCCGAAAAAGUCUUGCCAUAAAGAAGAGCGAGCUCGAGAUCAAGAAUCGACAGGCCAACGACAAGCUGCAGAAGAUGGUGGCUGACCAGCAGGAGGCUGAAACAAAGAAAAAGAGAUCGGAGGAGAUCCAGGUUGCGCUGGGGAUCCAAAAUAAGGAGAUUGCUCGCCGUAGGCAUGUUGUCAUGGCUGAUCUUGCCAAUGCCGAACCCGCUGUUAAGGAAGCCCAGAAGGCUGUUACGGACAUUAAGAAGGCUCAGCUGACUGAGGUGCGUUCUAUGGGUAACCCUCCCGAGGCUGUCAAGAUGGCCAUGGAAUCUGUCUGCACUCUUCUUGGACACAGGCUGGAGAGCUGGAAGACGGUGCAGGCAAUUAUUCGUCGCGAUGACUUUAUCUCCAGUAUUGUCAACUUUGAUACGGAUCGACAAAUGACGCCCAACAUGCGCGCCAGGAUGAAGGCCGAAUACCUUAGCAACCCCAAUUACAACUUUGAGACUGUGAACCACGCCAGUAAGGCCUGCGGUCCUCUGGUCAAGUGGGUCAUUGCUCAGGUGAACUUUUCUGAGAUUCUGGACAAAGUCGGACCUCUUCGUCAGGAAGUUCAGGAGCUUGAGGAUAGUGCCCAGGCAACAGUCAUGCAGGCGUCCAGCAUUGAGAAAAUGAUCGUGGAGCUUGAGAACAGUAUCGCGACUUACAAGGAGGAAUACGCGGUUCUUAUUUCAGAGGUUGGUUCUAUCAAGAGCGAGAUGGAGCGCGUCAAGUCUAAGGUUGACCGCAGUGUUACCCUGCUCGAUUCGCUCUCGUCUGAGAAGGUUCGUUGGGAGGCUGGAAGCCAUUCGUUCGACACCCAGAUGGCGACCACUGUCGGAGACGUUCUGCUGGCAUCAGCUUUCCUGGCCUAUGGCGGUUACUUUGACCAACAGUAUCGUGAGCUCUUGUUCCACAAGUGGGCGGACCACCUCACUAAGGCUGGUAUUCAGUUCAAGACCGACAUUUCACUUGCAGAAUACCUUUCCACAGCAGACGACCGCUUGUCCUGGACUGAGCGCUCUCUUCCUGCAGACGACCUCUGUGUGGAAAAUGCUAUCAUUCUCCAGCGCUUCAAUAGAUAUCCUCUCAUCAUUGAUCCCUCUGGUCAGGCCACGACUUUCCUGAUGAACGAGUACAAGGAUCGCAAGAUCACCGUGACCAGUUUCCUCGACGACUCCUUCCUCAAGAACCUGGAGAGUGCCUUGCGUUUCGGUAACCCUCUUCUGAUCCAGGAUGUCGAGCACUUGGACCCCAUUAUGAACCCCGUCCUGAAUAGGGAACUGCGACGCACUGGUGGUCGUGUCCUGAUCCGUCUGGGUAACCAAGACAUUGAUUUCUCGCCAGCCUUCACCCUGUUCCUGUCGACCAGAGACCCGUCUGUCAAUUUCCCACCAGAUGUAUGCAGUCGAGUGUCCUUCGUCAAUUUUACAGUGACAAGAGGCAGUCUACAGAGCCAAUGCUUGAGCAAGGUGCUCAAGGCAGAGCGACCUGAUGUGGAUCGUCGCCGUGCAGACCUUAUCAAGUUGCAAGGAGAAUUCAAGGUCAAGCUGCGUCAUCUUGAAAAGUCGUUGCUUCAAGCUUUGAACGAGUCGAAGGGCAACAUCUUGGACGACGACAAGGUCAUCGGGACUCUCGAGACCUUGAAACGUGAGGCUGCAGAUGUCACUCGCAAGGUGGAGGAGACCGAAGGCGUUAUGCAGGAGGUUGAACAGACCACGGCUAUCUACACGCCGUUGGCACACUCGUGCAGUUCCAUCUUCUUUGUUAUGGAGCAGCUCAACCGUCUGCACCACUUUUACCAGUUCUCGCUCGACUUUUUCUCGGACAUCUUCAACUUUGUGCUCCAUGAGAACCCUGAACUCAAUGGUGUCAAGGAUUAUGGACAACGCCUGGACAUUCUCACGCGCGAUCUCUUCAACGUCUCUUACAGAAGAGCGAGCCGCGCCUUACUGCACGACGACCAUAUCACAUUUGCUAUGCUACUUUCACAGAUCAAGAUUCGUGGAACAUCCUCUCAGGCGGACGAGACCGAGUACGACUUUUUGCUCAGUGCCGAUUCUAAUCCCAAGGGUGAAGUCACGGCCGAGUUCACGGAAGAACAGCGUGCUGAGAGGAUGGAUGAGUUCUCGAAGCUGGCAACUUUCAAGGAUAUGCCCGCUCACAUUGCGAGCAACCCUGACGCGUGGGCCAAGGUUUGGAAUGAUUCCAAGGCUGAAGUACAUGUUCCUGUGUUCUGGGAGCCCUCUCAAGUCGAUGCAAUUAACGAAUUUAAGAAGUUGUUGGUGAUCAAAUGUUUCCGCCCAGAUCGUCUCCUGGCCGCAACAACCAAGUACAUCGAUCAGUUAUUCACGCCCAACUUUGUUAGCCAGGCCGACUUGGAUCUCGCCAAGUUAGUGCGCGAAGAAGUCAAGGCAGCAACGCCCAUCUCGCUUUGCUCUGUGCCCGGCCACGAUGCCGCGUAUCGUGUCGACAACCUGGCGCAGGAGCAAGGUGUUCGCCUUGCCUCUGUUGCCAUGGGAUCUCAGGAAGGUUUUAGCUUGGCAGACCAGGCGAUUGCGUCUGCGACGAAAACUGGAAACUGGGUCUUGCUCAAGAACGUGCAUCUGGCACUCACUUGGCUCGGUCAGCUUGACAAGCGUUUGCACAGCUUGAAGGCACACCCGAACUUUAGGCUGUUCUUGACGAUGGAAACGAACCCCAAGGUGCCUGUGAAUUUGCUUCGACUUUCACGUUCCCUUCGCGGCAUCCCUGCAGCCCGCCAUGCCAAGGGCCCGACCGAGCGCGCUCGUCUCUACUUUAUGGUUGCUUGGCUUCACGCGGUUGUUUUGGAGCGUCUUCGUUAUGUACCCUUGGGAUGGACAAAGGCAUACGAGUUUAAUGACUCUGAUCAGGACUGUGCGUUGAGCACCAUUGAUGUCUGGCUCGACACUGUAGGUCAGGGUCGCGCGAACGUCUCACCAGACCGUAUUCCGUGGGAUGCCAUCCGCACGCUGUUGUGUCAGUCUGUGUACGGAGGUCGUGUGGAUAGCGAUGUGGAUCAGCAACUGCUGGAGAGCUUUGUGAACUCGUUUUUCAGGCCUGAGUGCUACGAUCUGGAGUACAAGCUGGUGGAAACGACUGGAGACGAUGCGGGCUUGACUGCGCCCGAAGGAACGAAGAUGUCUCAGUUCUUGGAAUGGGUCGGUGAGCUGCCUGAACGUGAGCCUCCAACGUGGCUGCGACUCCCGCCUAAUGCCGAGCGCGUCCUGUCUACACACAAAGCUGUUACUAUGCUUUCCAAGAUCAAGAAGAUCAAGAGCCUUGUGGAUGACGACGAUGAUGACCUGUAG